AUUAUCGUACGACAGAAUAGACAUUUCCGGACGUUUAAACGGUUACCCGUUUUUAGUCGAAUCACCUUCCGACAUAUUACGAUUUGAAGGGGCGCUUAGAAGGUACCCGAGAAAAACAAUCGGUAUCCUGGUGGUCCCCUCAAAAAAACUGUAUACUCCUGAAAUGAUAGAAAUGGCAAAAACGUCUCCGGUUUUAUUCAUCAUCACAGAUAGUGACAACAUAUGUAAAGAUCUCAAAUCCUUUGUCGAACCUCGAUGUAGGCAAC
Funneliformis caledonium is the source of this 266-nucleotide messenger RNA. Lineage: Eukaryota; Fungi; Glomeromycota; Glomeromycetes; Glomerales; Glomeraceae. The record is from the annotation of a GenBank genome assembly.